Molecule: messenger RNA, 246 nt
Organism: Acanthoscelides obtectus
Lineage: Eukaryota; Metazoa; Arthropoda; Insecta; Coleoptera; Chrysomelidae
Source: the annotation of a GenBank genome assembly
AUGCCGCUAGAACGUCAAUUACUGCUUGUGAUUGAUGAAGUCUUUGAAUAUCAGGUGCAACACUCCCGACAGCAAGAAUUAUACUCGGAAUUAUAUUUGCAUUAUUGUGAAUUUCUAGCAUAUGCGGAUAUUAUUUGCGACCAUGAUAAUGAAGUAAUGAUAGUGGAGUAUGUAGAGUACAACAAUGAUCCCUUAGUAAAGAUUGUUAUUGCUUUGUAUGGCAUGAAACAGCAGAUCAUCGUUUGA